AUUAGCACUCCUUCCGCGAUUCGGACCCCAAGAUGACUGUCAUAUAAUGUUUUUGCCUUAUGAAACUCUAUCCGAAGGCGGGUACAGAGACACCUAACGUGUAUCCUAAUGUAUGCCCAGUUCUACCAUCCAAACGACUAAAUAUUUCCACAUUAGUGCAGUACAGCUUUCGGCGCCAUGGGGUCAGACUGUUGAUACUUCUGGACUAUCUAUAGAGGGUGCUCCCUUUUUUGUGAGUCCAGUGAACUCGAUCUAUACCCCUUGUCAUACGUUCCUACCCUAAUCCCAACCAUAAUCUCACCAUGUCUCUGGACCCUGGUCAACAUGUAGGAUGGCGUGAAAUAUCGAAUCACUGGUUAUGAUUACUUUGCAUGUAAGCGUAUCUCUUCAUCUCACACCAGGGGUUGAAAUCAAGAUAUAAAGACACGAUAAUGUUCUGCUAUGUAUUUUCUGACAGUGCACAACUACCCCAUCUCAACAAACCAGCCUCGGUUGCAAAUCCAUUCUCGCAAUUGAUAACUUGUCUUUGGAUCCACAAUGCCUUCCUUCUUCCACUCCGUUGCUAUCAAUGCCCUUCUGGCUGUUGCCAUACUGAGUGAUGUUGCCAGUGCCUAUCCUCAGCCUGCAGUCGCCGAUGUGAGCGUCCCCUCGGAGAGAUCCAUCACACCGAUCAUGUUUUACGAGGAACGUGAUGGCGACAUCGUGAAGCGUUCCAAAACAUUGAAAAUUGGUGCAAAGCCCGAAAAGGCCCAUACCUGUCCCAAGACCAAUCGCUACGCAAACCCGGUUGAAUACUCGUCGGGGCAGCUUCAGAAGGCCUUCAUCCAGGCAGCACAGUAUGCCAACGAUGGUAAACAAAUUGGAGCCAGAAAAUACCCGCAUUAUUUUGGCAAUAAUGAGAAAUUGCCUUUUGACUGUGGGAAGAAGAAGAUGGAGUUUCCUCUUGAUAAGGACAGCCCUGGUAAUGUUUAUGGUGGGCAAGCUGUGACGGAUCUCCCAGACCGUAUUGUAUUCGAGGUCAAGGAAGAAAAGAAAGUAACGCGUGUCAAGUUCUGCGGAGUGAUGCGCCAUGGGAAUGAUGGAGACUUUCUCAACUGCUCGUAGAGCUGUUCGAGGAAUCCGAAGAACAUGCCCGAAUUGGCCAUGAAGCCUAGCCGGGCUACGAAUAGAUACUUGUCUAUAGAUUAAGCCGAGCGAAGUGAUUCUAAUAUACUGUUGUUGA
Messenger RNA from Aspergillus caelatus, 1222 nucleotides. RefSeq names its product Ribonuclease/ribotoxin. The transcript is spliced from 2 exons. The record is from RefSeq and is a predicted model, not a curated record. The coding region runs from base 538 to 1104 and encodes 188 amino acids. Gene Ontology annotation, molecular function: RNA nuclease activity; RNA binding. Lineage: Eukaryota; Fungi; Ascomycota; Eurotiomycetes; Eurotiales; Aspergillaceae.